Molecule: messenger RNA, 4059 nt
Organism: Benincasa hispida (wax gourd)
Lineage: Eukaryota; Viridiplantae; Streptophyta; Magnoliopsida; Cucurbitales; Cucurbitaceae
Product: zinc finger protein BRUTUS-like
Biological process (GO): ubiquitin-dependent protein catabolic process; protein ubiquitination
Cellular component (GO): nucleus
Molecular function (GO): ubiquitin protein ligase activity; zinc ion binding
Source: RefSeq, a predicted model, not a curated record
AUGUUAACCACGAUUACGCCCAUUCAUAAUACCCACGGUUGUGGAGCUGUUGCCGCUAUGGCUGCUGCUUCUCCGGUGAACUCCUCAAUGGAAUCAUCUUCCACAAUCGUCGCCUUGGAAUCUCCUAUUCUCAUCUUUCUCUUCUUUCACAAGGCUAUACGUGCCGAGCUUGAUCACUUCCAUCGCGACGCCAUCGAAUUCGCUACUAACCACCAAACUGCUGGGGAUAUUCGGCCGUUGUUGCAGCGCUAUCACUUCCUUCGAGCUGUUUAUAAGCAUCACUGCAACGCUGAGGACGAGGUCAUCUUCCCGGCGCUAGAUCUACGAGUGAAAAAUGUGGCUACUACUUAUUUCCUUGAACAUGAAGGUGAAAGUGUUCUGUUUUGCCAAUUGUUCGAGCUUCUGAAUUCAAAUGCGUGGGAAGAAGGGAGCUAUAAGAGGGAGUUGGCAUCUCGUGUCAGAGCUCUUCAGAUAUCAAUAUGCCAACAUAUGUUCAAGGAAGAGGAACAGGUAUUCCCAUUACUUACCGAGAAGUUUUCUUUUGAAGAACAGGCAGCACUGGUAUGGAAAUUUCUUUGUAGUAUACCUAUUAAUAUGCUGGAAGUCUUUCUUCCGUGGCUUUCUUCCUCUAUAUCUCCAGAUGAGCAUCAGAUUAUGUGCAAAUGCUUGAGCAAAAUUAUCCCUGAGCAAAAGCUUCUUCAGAAGAUAAUAUUUUCCUGGAUGGAGGGUGCAAGAAAGGCUCGUGCCAACCAAAGUUCGUAUGACGACAGUUUAGAGUUUCAAUGUCUAGGCUUUCAGGUCCAUGAUCUUAUAUGUAUGCCAGAGAAGGGGAAUGACACUUCUGAAUCAACGAGAAUUGGUAAAAGGAAAUACGUGGAGCAAAGUAAUUUUACCUAUUCUACUGUUUCAGAUGCUUGCCCCAUCAAUGAAAUAUUACAUUGGCAUAAUGCUAUAAAAAAAGAACUAAAUAGCAUCGCUGAGGCAGCUAGGGACCUAAAUUUUUCUGAAUUUUCUGAGUUGUCUGCACUUAAGGAGAGGCUGCAGUUUAUUGCAGAAGUCUGCAUCUUCCACUGCAUUGCUGAGGAUAAAGUUAUAUUCCCUGCUGUAGAUGCUGAACUAUCUUUUGCCGAUCAGCAUGCAGAAGAAGAGAUUCAAUUUGAUAAGCUUAGGAUCUUGAUAGAAAGUAUCCAAGCUGAUCAAGCUAAAUAUUCUUCUGCUGAAAUUAAUAAAAAGUUAAGUUCUCAUGCCGAUCAAAUUAUCAAGACCAUCCAGAAGCACUUCCAUGAUGAGGAAAUGCAUGUUCUUCCACUUGCUCGCAAGCAUUUUGGACCCCAAAGGCAGCGAGAACUUCUGUAUCACAGCUUAUGCAUAAUGCCCCUGAAAUGGAUAGAACGAGUUUUACCUUGGUUAGUAGAAACACUUAAUGAAGAAGAAGCAAGAUCUUUUCUUCAGAAUAUGCAAAUGGCAGCUCCAGUGUCGGAUCAUGCACUCGUUACACUAUUUUCUGGUUGGGCAUGCAAAGGCCAUCCCAGGAGCAUUUGUUUUUCUGCAAGUGCUAUCGACCGUUGUCCUGAACGGAUAUUGACUGGAGAUGAAGAAUCAUGCUCCUCCUUUUGUUCUGCCAGUGCAAAACAUUCAUGCAAUCUGGCAACUGAGUGUGCCAGGUCAUCCAAGGGUGGGAACGCAGUAUGUAAUGGAGACUUAAAUGGCUGUCUUCCUUCGAAAAACCCAAGCAAAAAACUUCACUUGACUCGUGUAAAACAAUCUCCUUGUGUCCCUGGGUUAGGAGUGGAUCAUGACAAUAAUUUAGGAAUGAGAUCUAUGGCAGCAGCGAAAUCACUGCGUUCUUUGUGUUUUCGUCUCUAUGCUCCUUCUCUCAACUCCAGUCUUUUUAGUCUGGAAACUGAUCCAAUCUCUCGUGGCAGUGGUUCUAAGUCCCGACCUAUUGAUAACAUAUUUAAAUUUCAUAAAGCAAUAAGCAAAGACUUGGAGUAUUUGGAUAAUGAAUCUGUAAAUCUUGGUGCUUGCAAUGAUACUUUCUUUAGGCAAUUUUGCGGUAGGUUUUAUCUGUUGUGGGGCCUAUAUAAAGCUCAUAGUAAUGCAGAAGAUGAUAUAGUAUUUCCGGCAUUGGAAUCAAAAGAAGCUCUUCAUAAUGUGAGCCACUCUUAUACAUUAGACCACAAACAGGAGGAAGAGCUAUUUGAAGGUAUUUCUAGUGCACUUUCUAAGCUGACAGACAUUCGCAGAGACUUGAAAGGGAAGAAAAAGUGUAACGCUUCAAGUGGGAUGGAGUCUCAUACCUCUGAUUGUUGUGAUACUGUGAGAAUGAAUAUUGAGCUGGCAACAAAGCUCCAGGGCAUGUGCCGAUCAAUUAGAGUAACACUUGGUCAACAUAUUUUCCGUGAGGAAUCAGAAUUGUUGCCGUUGUUCCAUACAUAUUUUUCUGUGGAAGAACAGGAUAAAAUUGUUGGUAGAAUAAUUGGUACUACAGGUGCUGAGGUCCUUCAAUCAAUGUUGCCUUGGGUAACUUCUGCACUUACACAGGACGAGCAAAAUAAGAUGAUGGAUACAUUGAAGCAGGCAACCAGAAACACAAUGUUUAGUGACUGGCUAAAUGAAUGGUGGGAAGGACCUGCUACAUCUCCACAUCAUGUGGAAUCUGUCAUUCAUUUAUCUGGAGGUUCUGAUUCCCAUGACAUCUGUGACCAACAAAAUGAUUCGGUUUUCAAGCCGGGAUGGAAAGAGAUUUUUAGGAUGAACGAAAAUGAACUUGAAUCAGAAAUACGAAAGGUUGCCCAGGAUUCAACCAUUGACCCUAGGAGAAAAGAUUAUCUUAUUCAGAACUUGAUGACCAGUCGCUGGAUAGCUUCUCAGCAAAUGCUACCCCAAGCUACUACAGGCGAAACCUCAGAUGCAAGAGAUCUGAUUGCAAGUACCCCAUCAUUUCGUGAUCCUGAGGAACAAAUUUGUGGGUGUGAGCAUUAUAAAAGAAAUUGUAAACUGCUUGCAACGUGUUGUGGCAAGUUGUUUACUUGUAGUUUCUGUCAUGAUAAAGUCAGUGAUCAUUCAAUGGACAGGAAGGCUUCAACUGAAAUGAUGUGUAUGCGCUGCCUCAAAGUUCAGCCUAUUGGAUCUGUUUGCACAACACCAUCUUGUGGUGGUCUCUCCAUGGCAAAGUACUACUGCGGUAUCUGCAAAGUAUUUGACGAUGAAAGGGAAGUCUAUCAUUGUCCUUUCUGCAACUUAUGUCGUCUAGGGAAGGGACUUGGUACUGAUUUUUUCCAUUGUAUGACAUGCAACUGUUGUUUGGCAAUGAAGUUGGUUGAUCACAAGUGCCAAGAGAGGGGCCUAGAAACAAAUUGCCCAAUCUGCUGUGAUUUUUUGUUCACAUCUAGUGAAAGUGUUAGAGCUCUCCCUUGUGGCCAUUUCAUGCAUUCAGCUUGUUUCCAGGCUUACACUUGUAGCCACUACAUAUGUCCAAUAUGUAGCAAGUCCUUGGGAGAUAUGACGGUAUACUUUGGAAUGCUUGACGCUUUACUGGCCUUGGAGGUACUUCCUGAAGAAUACAGGGAACGCUGUCAGGAUAUAUUGUGCAACGACUGCUCCAAGAAAGGGAAAGCGCGCUUCCACUGGCUCUACCAUAAAUGUGGAAGUUGUGGAUCUUACAAUACCAAGGUGAUUAAGAUUAGCUCAAGUUCCUGCUUAACAAUGAAUUAGUAAGCUUCAGUGCCUCUUGCUGUCUACUUGUUUCUUUAACCACACCCUUAAAAUUGUCAUGGCAAGAUACAAGGACGACAUUUUCUACGGUUUUCAUAAUAGAAAAUUCAGGUACCAAGAUGGAAAGAUAAACGUAAAUUCAAACAUGACCAAUGUGUUGAGGGAAUUCAGGAUCUUGCUGAUUCUUCUAGUCUAACAGAGUCGGUUACUGUUGAAAUCUGGAAAAUGAAAGGAUCCAAGGAAUUAUGAUUGGGAAUGAAAUGGAUAAAUGUACAUUUUUAGUUCUGAUUGAUAGGAUUAAUUUCUCAUAAUCAUAAGCAGAAUUCUUGCCUCUUUCUUUCA